Cricetulus griseus (Chinese hamster) is the source of this 2214-nucleotide messenger RNA. The record is from RefSeq and is a predicted model, not a curated record. Lineage: Eukaryota; Metazoa; Chordata; Mammalia; Rodentia; Cricetidae.
AUGCCUGACCAUGACAGCACAGCCCUCUUAAGCCGGCAAACCAAGAGGAGAAGAGUUGACAUUGGAGUGAAAAGGACAGUAGGGACAGCGUCUGCAUUUUUUGCUAAGGCAAGGGCAACAUUUUUCAGUGCCAUGAAUCCCCAAGGCUCAGAGCAGGAUGUUGACUAUUCUGUGGUACAACAGGCAGAUGGGGAGAAGUCGAACGUACUCCGCAAGCUGCUGAAGAGGGCGAACUCGUAUGAAGAUGCCAUGAUGCCUUUUCCAGGAGCAACUAUAAUUUCCCAGCUGUUGAAAAAUAACAUGAACAAAAACGGUGGCACCGAGCCCAGUUUCCAAGCCAGCGGUCUCUCUAGCACAGGCUCCGAAGUACAUCAGGAGGAUAUAUGCAGCAACUCUUCAAGAGACAGCCCCCCAGAGUGUCUUUCCCCUUUUGGCAGGCCUACUAUGAGCCAGUUUGAUGUGGAUCGCUUAUGUGAUGAGCACCUGAGAGCAAAACGCGCCCGGGUUGAGAAUAUCAUCCGGGGUAUGAGCCAUUCCCCCAGUGUGGCAUUAAGGGGCAAUGAAAAUGAAAGAGAGAUGGCCCCACAGUCUGUUAGUCCCCGAGAAAGUUACAGAGAAAACAAACGCAAGCAGAAGCUGCCCCAGCAGCAGCAACAGAGUUUCCAGCAGCUGGUUUCAGCCCGAAAAGAACAGAAGCGUGAGGAGCGCCGGCAGCUGAAGCAGCAGCUGGAGGACAUGCAGAAGCAGCUGCGCCAGCUGCAGGAGAAGUUCUACCAGGUCUAUGACAGCACCGACUCUGAAAAUGAUGAAGAUGGCGACCUGUCUGAAGACAGCAUGCGCUCGGAGAUCCUGGAUGCACGGGCCCAGGACUCGGUGGGGCGCUCAGACAAUGAGAUGUGUGAGCUGGACCCGGGGCAGUUCAUCGACAGGGCUCGAGCCCUGAUCAGGGAGCAGGAGAUGGCCGAGAACAAGCCGAAGCGAGAAGGCAGCAACAAAGAGAGAGACCACGGGCCAAAUUCCUUGCAGCCAGAAGGCAAGCAUCUGGCAGAGACCUUAAAACAGGAGCUGAACACGGCCAUGUCACAGGUCGUGGACACGGUGGUCAAAGUCUUCUCAGCCAAACCCUCUCGCCAGGUUCCUCAGGUCUUCCCACCUCUCCAGAUCCCCCAGGCCAGAUUCGCAGUCAAUGGGGAAAACCACAAUUUCCAUACGGCCAACCAACGCCUGCAAUGCUUUGGUGACGUCAUCAUUCCGAACCCCCUGGACACCUUUGGCAAUGUGCAGAUGCCCAGUUCCACAGACCAGACAGAAGCACUUCCCCUGGUGGUCCGCAAAAACUCUUCUGAGCAAUCUGCCUCUGGCCCAGCCACUGGUGGCCACCACCAGCCCCUGCACCAGUCUCCUCUCUCUGCCACCGCCGGCUUCACCACCCCCAGCUUCCGCCAUCCCUUCCCCUUGCCCUUGAUGGCCUACCCAUUUCAGAGUCCACUAGGUGCUCCCUCGGGCUCCUUCUCGGGAAAAGACAGAGCCUCUCCCGAGUCCUUAGACUUAACUAGGGACACAACGAGUCUGAGGACCAAGAUGUCAUCCCACCAUCUGAGCCACCACCCCUGUUCACCAGCACACCCACCCAGCACUGCAGAAGGACUCUCUUUGUCACUCAUAAAGUCUGAGUGUGGAGAUCUUCAAGAUAUGUCUGACAUCUCACCUUAUUCGGGAAGCGCAAUGCAGGAAGGGUUAUCACCCAAUCACUUGAAAAAGGCAAAGCUCAUGUUCUUUUACACCCGCUACCCAAGCUCCAACAUGCUGAAGACCUAUUUCUCUGAUGUGAAGUUCAACAGAUGCAUUACCUCCCAGCUCAUCAAGUGGUUCAGCAAUUUCCGUGAGUUUUACUAUAUUCAGAUGGAGAAGUACGCUCGUCAAGCCAUCAAUGACGGGGUCACCAGCACAGAAGAGCUGUCCAUCACUAGAGACUGUGAGCUGUACCGAGCCCUCAAUAUGCACUACAACAAAGCGAAUGACUUUGAGGUUCCAGAGAGAUUCCUGGAAGUUGCGCAGAUCACAUUACGGGAGUUUUUCAAUGCCAUCAUCGCAGGCAAAGAUGUUGACCCUUCCUGGAAGAAGGCCAUAUACAAGGUCAUCUGCAAGCUGGAUAGUGAAGUUCCUGAGAUUUUCAAAUCCCCGAACUGCCUACAAGAACUCCUCCAUGAGUAG